GAUAAAAAGGGGCUAAAAAUAGACAUAAAAGUUAAUUGGAGAGUAGCAAAUAUAGACGGAAUAACAAUGGAGGGUCUGCUUUCUUACAGAAGCAAUGUCUUGAGGAAUAUAAUGAGAAAGUAAAUGAGAGAGAGAGAAAGAUAGGAAGAAAAUGUUGAUUUCAGAGAUAUUUUUCUGAAAAUGAAGUUUUUUUCCGUAAAACUUUAUCAAUCGAUUUCUAUGAUGAAGAAGGAGAUGAUAGAAGAAGUGGUGAUUAUAGGAGGAUUAGUAAUGGUACAAUUUGUAUACGCAGGCAACUCUUUGCUCAUGAGUUAUUUGAUGUCACUCGGUCUCGGUCCUUUGACCAUUGUCAUCUUCUCUACCUUUGCCACUUUCCUAAUCCUCUCCCCUUUUGCCGUUCUCUUCGAAAGGAAGCAAUGGCCGGAUGAGCUCAGCCCGAGGCUGAUUGGUAAACUAGUUUUGAUCUCCUUUGCAGGGGUUACUCUGUUCCAGACUCUGUUUCUGGAAGGAAUCAGGUUGACAUCACCAGCAAUGGCCACAGCGAUGCCUAAUCUCGCUCCUGGUCUCAUAUUUUUCAUCGCUUGGAUGGUUAGGUUAGAGAAGAUGAAUAUGAAAUGUGUGUACAGCAAACUGAAGAUCUUAGGGACGUUAUUGUGCGUAUUCGGUGCUUUAACAAUGAGCUUAAUGCACAGCGCUUCGAUCAUACAAGAUGAAAAAGAUAAUGCUUCAAUAUUCGUGUUUGAUCGUGAUAGAGUCGUGGGAUGCAUGUACCUUCUCGGAGCUGUCUUCAUCUUAUCCUCCAACGUCGUUCUUCAGGCAUCGACAUUGGCAGAGUUUCCUGCACCAAUAUCGUUAAGUGCGAUAACGUUAUUGAUAGGAGUGGUGAUAACAACAAUGUUACAGUUAUUACAAAACCCGAACACUAAAGUAGUUACAAGAUCAUUAAUUAGCAUCAGUAACCUCGUUGGUUUUUCUCUUCUGGGAGGGAUGGUGAGUGGAGCAUGUGUUAGUUUCAAUGGAUGGGCGAUGAAGAAGCGUGGACCGGUUAUGGUAUCAAUGUUUAGUCCUAUCGCUACCGUUAUUUCGGUUGGCUUCUCCGUUGUUACAUUAGGAGAACCCGUUAGAAUUGGAAGUGUGGGAGGGAUGGCGUUGAUGUUUAUAGGACUGUACCUUGUGUUGUGGGCUAAAGGCAAAGAAGGAUUCUCACAGAUUGAUAGUUUUGAGAGUGAGUAUGACCCUAAGAAGCCUCUAUUGUCUUGAAUCUUGAUCAUCUUUUCAUUAUUAUUUACAUUUUCCCCCUAUCAUUUCAGUUUUUAUACAAAAGAUCAGAUAUUGUAUAUAUUUCUAGUCAACAUUUUACGCUGAACAUAGGAGUAUAUAUAUUUUCCCGUUUUAUAUUUGGUUUCGCAGGGCAUUGAUAGAAGAUGGUGGAUGAAGUGACAAAUCAUUAUCGAAUAACAAAACAAGUUUGUGUUUUUAUAUUGUGUUAGUAUUAUUUCAUAAGUCAUACCGAGUCCACAAAAUAUCAUAAAUAUCAUUUUGAAUAAACCAAAUCUAAGAUAUAAUUAGAGGUUUAGUUAGACAUUUCACCGGUUAACACAAGAUAACACAAAGAAGACCUAACUGUUUCAUCAGAGGACGAAAAUACAAAAAA
This is a messenger RNA of Brassica rapa (field mustard), 1654 nucleotides long. Its product is annotated as WAT1-related protein At5g47470. NCBI's taxonomy places the organism in Eukaryota, Viridiplantae, Streptophyta, Magnoliopsida, Brassicales, Brassicaceae. The record is from RefSeq and is a predicted model, not a curated record. Gene Ontology annotation, cellular component: membrane. Gene Ontology annotation, molecular function: transmembrane transporter activity.